GAUGCCAUUCGCAUGGCAGUUCAGCUUCAAAACUACACAUCAGAAAAGGAAGAGAAGUUCCUCCCAAAAGGAUCCGUUUACAAAAAUGCAUAUGCAUUUCAUCAAAGCCACAUUGAGAUGGUGAAGAGAUUCAAAAUAUGGAUCUACCAGGAAGGAGAGCAACCUCUAGUGCAUAAUGGGCCAUUGAAGGAUAAAUACGCCCUAGAAGGACAAUUCAUCGAUGAAAUGGAGAGAAAAACCAAUCCAUUCCGGGCUAGUCAUCCUGAUGAGGCACAUGCUUUUUUUCUGCCGCUUAGUGUUUCAAGUAUUGUUCGCUAUGUUUACUUGCCUAUCAUCUCCAUCAACGACUACUCUCGUGACAGGAUGCAACGGCUGCUGAUGGAUUAUAUCUCCAUCCUUGCUCAGAAAUACCCCUUUUGGAAUAGAACCCACGGCGCCGACCAUUUCAUGGUCUCAUGCCACGACUGGGCACCAGAGGUUACAAACGACAAUCCAGAGUUUUUUCGAAACUUCAUAAGAGUCCUUUGCAAUGCCAACACUUCAGAGGGAUUUGAUCCCACAAGAGAUGUGUCAAUGCCCGAACUCUACUUGCCGCCGUUAGGGAGAUAUGGCCCCCCACGUCUGAGCCAGGGCCCCCAAAACCGGUCGAUCCUGGCGUUUUUUGCAGGAAGGGCUCAUGGUUACAUACGGGAAAAGCUAUUCAACGAUUGGAAGAACAGAGACAAUGAAGUUCAAGUUUAUGAGCGUCUACCAAAAGGCCUAGAUUACACAGAAAUGAUGGGUCAAAGCAAGUUUUGUCUAUGUCCAAGUGGGUUCGAAGUGGCAAGCCCAAGAGAGGUUGAAGCAAUUUAUGCGAGUUGUGUUCCUGUGAUAAUUUCUGAUAAUUAUUGGUUACCGUUUAGUGAUGUACUUAACUGGGACCAAUUUUCUAUACAUAUUCCAACGGAGAAGAUAUCGGAAAUCAAGACCAUCUUGAAAGGAAUUUCAAAUAACAAAUACUUGAAAAUGUAUAGAAGAGUAAAGAGAGUGCGGAGACAUUUUGUUUUGAACCGACCGGCAAAGCCAUUUGAUGUGAUUCAUAUGAUGCUUCACUCAGUGUGGCUCAGGAGACUCAACUUCAGACUGCCAGCUUCAUCAUAAUUGUAGAAGGAGGAUAUAUAUAUAUAUAUAUAUUGUGCUGUUAAUUGGAUUUGGCCCUAUUGGUAAGUAAUUAAGCGAAAAAAGGUUUAUCCUAGAAGAAACCCAAUAUGUGAUAAGGCUCUAUGAAAGAGUAUUAAGAAGGAAGUUGAAUUGGCAAAAAGAGAUGAG
Pistacia vera is the source of this 1308-nucleotide messenger RNA. Its product is annotated as probable glycosyltransferase At3g42180. The transcript is spliced from 3 exons. Lineage: Eukaryota; Viridiplantae; Streptophyta; Magnoliopsida; Sapindales; Anacardiaceae. Gene Ontology annotation, molecular function: glycosyltransferase activity. The record is from RefSeq and is a predicted model, not a curated record. Bases 13 to 1140 code for a protein of 375 amino acids.